Molecule: messenger RNA, 2376 nt
Organism: Scatophagus argus
Lineage: Eukaryota; Metazoa; Chordata; Actinopteri; Scatophagidae
Product: matrix metalloproteinase-18-like
Exons: 10
Coding region: 38-1471 (477 amino acids)
Biological process (GO): proteolysis; extracellular matrix organization; collagen catabolic process
Cellular component (GO): extracellular matrix
Molecular function (GO): metalloendopeptidase activity; zinc ion binding
Source: RefSeq, a predicted model, not a curated record
GCAGCACAGAGAAACAAAGCUCACUCAGAGAGGAAACAUGAGGUCUUGCAGUCUGUGCAUCAUACUUGGCAGCUUGACAGUCGCAGUUUACUGUGCGCCUGUAUCACAAGUUACUGUGCAAGAUGAACAGUUGGCAGAGAGCUACCUGAAGAAAUUCUUCAACCUGACAGAGGAGACUGGUCCAACUGUCAGACGGGGGAUCAGUCCAUUGAACAGGAAGCUGAGUGAGAUGCAGAAAUUCUUUGGCCUCCACAUCACCGGCACACUGGAUGAAGACACCGUGGCAAUGAUGAAGAAGCCUCGCUGUGGUGUUCCAGAUGUCAAAAUUGCCCGUUUCUCCACCUUUGGAGGCAGCAUCAAGUGGAAGAAAAACAGCCUCACCUACAGGAUAGAGAACUACACACCUGACAUGUCUAUGGCAGAGGUAGAUGACUCCAUAGAGAAAGCUCUGCAAGUUUGGGCCAAAGUCACCCCUCUGAGAUUCACAAGAAUCUACAGUGGCACUGCAGACAUCAUGAUCUCAUUUGGCCGCCGAGCACAUGGUGAUCCAUACCCCUUUGAUGGCCCACAUGGCACUCUCGCCCAUGCCUUUGCUCCAUCUCCUGGCAUUGGAGGAGAUGCUCAUUUUGAUGAAGAUGAAAGGUUCACUUUCCGCUCCAGUACCGGCUACGUCCUCUUCAUCGUGGCUGCCCAUGAGUUUGGCCACUCCUUGGGCUUGUCUCACUCUGGUGAUUCUGAUGCUCUCAUGUACCCUGUGUAUAAAUACAGAAACCCUGACACCUUCGUUCUGCCCCGGGAUGAUGUCAAUGGCAUCCAGUCUCUGUAUGGUCCAAACCCAAACCCUGAUAAAGAUCCCUCUAUAGCCAAACCUCAGCCACCCACCACCCCUGACGCCUGUGAUUCAACUAUGGUCUUGGAUGCUGUCACCACCCUGCGAGGAGAAAUGCUUUUUUUCAAGAGCAGCUUCUUCUGGCGUAGCCACCCUCAGAGCUAUGCACCUCAGCAACGCCUCAUCACAAACUUCUGGCCCAAUGCUCCAGUCAAUAUCGAUGCUGCUUAUGAAAACCAACAGUCAGACAGAAUCUUUUUCUUUAAAGGACAUCAAAUGUGGGCCUUUGCUGGCUAUAAUCCUGUUCCUGGCUAUCCCAAAAAAAUUACUAGUCUUGGACUGCCAAGAGUUGUGAGGAAAAUUGAUGCAGCCCUCUAUGAUGUGCAAUCUGGCAAGACUUUGUUCUUUGUGGGAAAAUAUUAUAUCAGUUAUGAUGAGGCCAGAAAGACUAUGGACCCAGGAUUCCCCAAGCGAGUGGAUGAGACCUUCUCUGGUCUGACCGGCAAGGUGACUGCAGCUUUCCAGUACAGAGGCUUUACUUACAUCUACAGUGGACCCUACAUGUACGAGUACGACCUGAGGUCCAAGAGGUUGUUCCGUGUGCUGAGGAACAGUUACUUCUUGCGCUGCACCAACUUCUAGAUCAGUUUAUUUCCGAUUUCAGUAUAUUUAAUUACAUAUAGUUAGAGUAUAAAUAAAAUGUGUUCAUAUGUUUAUAUACAGUCUUCCUUGGCAUAUGUAUGCAUGUCUGUAUUGAUGCUGAGACUUUUAAGCCAUCUCACAAUUUUAUUAAUGUAGAACGUUCAUAUUAAAUUGAGGGGUUUUACUGUCAGGAGUGUCAUGAUGAUGUUUCUGAAUAGUGAUGGAGACAUAUUCAAGAUGUCAUCAAGAUAGGUAGUCCACCUGCAUUUGACCUCUUACUACAGUUAUUAUUAUUGUUAUUCUGAUUAUUAUUCUUUUUCUUCUUGUUAUUAUUACUAUUAUUACAGCAGUUCUUGUAAACUACUGAUAUUAUGGUAACCUGGAAAGCUUUGGAGAUUUGUGCAAGGUUGAUUCAGAAUUAAUUUUACAAGUGAAUAAAUGCUACUACAAGGCAGUUCAUCAGUUGAUAUAUAAUUUGGCAAUGCAAUUUCCAUUGUCAAAGGUCUGAAUGAAUACACUUAAUACAACACCAACAUAACCUGUUGUCAUGACUCGUGUCCCUCAUGUCCUCCAUACUGAAUGUAUCAUUUUAAACAUCAUUAAACAAUUGGGCAAAAAAGUGAAAGUAAAAGUCUGAAUGUGCAGUCAAUGCACUGUAGUAGCCAUUCUUUAAGUUCUUGUUUAUUGUAAAUUGUACAGUAUUAAGUGCUUUCUGAUCUGGAUGAUACAGAAACAGAUGAGUACAAAGAUUUGUCCAUUUGUCCUCUAAUUAGAAAAUAUUAGAUAAUAUAUUUAUAGUGAGUGAAUACAGACACCUUGUAUGGUAAUCAUAUCAAUUGUAUACAGUAUGUAGACUAUAUAUAAGAUUCAGAGAAUCAACAUUCAGAGAAAAUGCUUCAGGAAUC